AUGGAGCACCUACGACGCUCUGCCCAAACCUCUAGUGAGGAUUCGCUGAUCUCGCUCAGCUCCUCUUUGCGUGCUAAUAUCAACCUAACCAACCAACUUUCUGCACUUCUGGAUGGGGCACAUGAUGACGAUGUGAUCCAACAACUGAGUCUAGAUGACUCUGUAUACACAGAAAAUAUUCUGCUCAGAGUUCUCACUUCAGACUCAGUUACAAGUACAACCUCAUCCUCAUCCUUCGCUCAGUUACAGCAAAGUCGACAAGUUCUCACUUCAGUUGGCUAUCGUGUGAUCGGAUUCGGACAGUGUGACCUUGUUUUUGAGCGAUCUGGACGAAACUACGUGCUAAAAAUUGCCAAACCAUCAUAUGAAGACACUCUAUGGAAUGACUUUAAGGCGCAUUUCACCCCAUCUCGUGCCCUUGCGGCCUUGAAUGACAAGAACCGUGAUUGUCUAGCUCGUGUUUACUUGGGUCGGCGCCGCCACCUCAAUAUCCUGUCCGCAAACUUCACACUACGCAACUUCAACCUCCAUCUAGACCAAAUGGUCGAAUUUAAUCCGCCCGUCAAAUAUUUUGCGAGUGCAAUGGGUGAAGCUUUGGCAGUUAUUCAUUGGUCCGCACAUGUGGAUGGCUACGAUAUUGAGUUUGUCCUCGGGAGUGAAGGCGACACUACCUACUCACAGGGUGUUUCCGUCUCAAUCAGACCUGAGUUGACUCCACAGCGGUUAGCCGCUAUGAAGCCACACAUAGAUAUCGAGUCCCUGAUCACAGUCAAUUCCAAGAGGCGAACAACGCGUUUGUGGAUACUAGACUUUAAUCUAUGUCAUAUCUGGGAUGAAAUAGCAGCCUGA
Penicillium griseofulvum is the source of this 849-nucleotide messenger RNA. RefSeq lists its product as uncharacterized. The transcript is spliced from 2 exons. Bases 1 to 849 code for a protein of 282 amino acids. Lineage: Eukaryota; Fungi; Ascomycota; Eurotiomycetes; Eurotiales; Aspergillaceae. The record is from RefSeq and is a predicted model, not a curated record.